UGGGAAUUGAACUCAGGAUCUCUGGAAGAGCAGUUGGUGCUCUUAAUUGUUGAGCCAUCUCGCAAGUCUAGAUAUGCAGUUCUCCUUUAUGUUCUUUUAGGAACCAGACUUUUACUCAUGCCAAAUAAGCUCUAGUCUUGAACGUGGUGGUGAGUGUUUGCCAUCCAGGACAGUUACUUGGGUAUUGAUUUCCAUACAGUGGGCUCUGCAGGAAUUGAGGCAUCCUUGUCCCCAAGGUUCCCUGGUUGGAUAAGGGAUGCUGUACUUGUAUUUUAGGGGAGUGGUUGGGCUUUGGAAUUCUUCUUAGAGGAGAGAUUCUUCUUGGUGCCUUGUUCUUUUUUGUUUUUUUUUUUUGUUUUUUUUUUUUUUUUUUUUUUAAAGAUUUAUUUAUUUAUUAUAUGUAAGUACACUGUAGUUGUCUGCAGACACGCCAGAAGAGGGAGUCAGAUCUUGUUACAGAUGGUUGUGAGCCACCAUGUGGUUGCUGGGAUUUGAACUCCGGACCUUCGGAAGAGCAGUCGGGUGCUCUUACCCACUGAGCCAUCUCACCAGCCCUGGUGCCUUGUUCUUUAAAAGGCUAAACAGAUCAGUCUGUGCUCAUGUAGUGAUAGACAGUUGUACAGUCACGUUCGGAUGAGUUCUAAUUACAGUUUCCAGACCAAAAGCCUUUGUUCUCAGAUGGAGGGGUUCUGCUUAAGGUAACCACCCAUUCUGUAUCCCACCAGGCUGCAGAGCGAGUGGAACAGGCCUUCCAACGUGUUUCCCUAGCUCCUGGUUUUGUGUUUCCAGCCUGCUAAUUUUGCAUACUUGUGAUUAGUUUGUUCAACUCUGGGAUUUGAACUUGGGUGCUUUCUGUUUGAUGGAUGGGCUUGACACACAGAUUGAAGCCACACAGCAAGGUGAGCAGUCUGGGUCUACUUUUGCCUCAACAUCUCCAGGUUCUUUCCAAACACUUUCAUGCUGCCCAGCAGUCUACACUUGAUGCUGAUAGUCCCCAUGAGGUGGAUGCCCUCUGUGUGGUCCCCCCUCCCCCACCUGCUGUGUGCUUACCAGACACCUGAUUGAAAUGCCUGAGUGGGAGCGGGCGUGGUGGCGCAUGCCUUUAAUCCCAGCACUCGGGAGGCAGAGGCAGGCGGAUUUCUGAGUUCGAGGCCAGCCUGGUCUACAAAGUGAGUGCCAGGACAGCCAGGGCUACACAGAGAAACCCUGUCUCGAAAAAAAAAAGGAUAGAAGGCCUCAAACUCCGGUGUUUGUGUGCAAACACACAUCAGAUAUCUAAUCUCUGAGAGAGGGUCCCUUAUUGAACUCGGAGCUCACCAACUGAGCUACAACCCUGGGAUUCACCCUAUCUCCCUCCCUUGUGUGCCCCUUCCCCCAGCAUCACGAUCGUGGAUAGACACCUGUUUUUAAGUCUGUGCCAGGGUUUGAACUCAGAUAGAUUCCCCAUGCUCUGCUGACUGAGAGCAUGACCCCUAGUCCUGUAUCUCAAACUCCUUGCUGCUUCAGCAAGGCAGCAAGGCAGCAAGGCAAGCCAGCUCAGAGCCAAGUUCAUGAACACAGACCACGAGGGAGACCCUUUGCAGUGAGUCGUUCCUUACAUAUUUUUCUCAAUGGCAUCCAUACUCUGGCAAUAAGAGUUUUUUGUUUCUUGUUUGUUUGUCUGUUUUGUUUUAUACCAUACCAUUAGAAUUUUGAGAGUGUCUGCUUGAUUUGUGUUUAUGAAACUAAAUUCAUUAGAAUGUGAAAAUAACCCUCAGCGGUUUUCUAACUUGGAAGCUUAUUUUUGAUAUUUUUGAACAUCCAUUCUCACUUGAAUGUCAUGUUUUAGUGGCUUUUUUUUUUCCCCCUCCAAGAGUUGAUAGAAUAUUCUUCUAUACAGAAGUGCUUGGUGAGUCUGGAUGUGACUCGGAGCUUGGCAUGGUUGCUUGGAGUUUGUGUGGCAGAAGGCAAUUGUGGAGAACUUAACCUGCUCCAGGCAACCGGUUCAGAGACUGGCCAGAAACUCCUUCCCCAUUCUGCCAGUGGAGUGAUAGACAAGUCUAAUACUGGGGAGCUCCAGGGUUUUUUUUUAUCCGAAGUGGAGAUGCCUGUGUUUCUAACCUUACUGGUUAGAGUAAGGUACUUCAGUGCGUACUCGAUUUCACUGGUUGGUAACAUUUUAACAUCUCUGUAAUCGUGGUUAUUAAAUCAAUCCACGCCAUAUCUUGACAGCUGUUUUUCCUCGCUUGUGGUUUAUAAAGUCAUUCUGGUCUAAGUUUUACUUUAUGGUGCCAGAGACUGAACCUGGAGCUUCUCAUAUACUACACAGUUUGCUCUUCUAUUUGAAGAUAGGGCCACAACAACUAAGUUUGUAAUCCUCCUGUCUCAGUCUCCUGCCCAGCUCCCUGCUAUCUCUGGACUACAUACACUGCAUGGAUGGUCAUCUCCCUCUGCCUCCCAGGCCCUCUAGCUUCCCCCAAGAGUCUGUUGGCUUGGCUUCGGCCUGUGGAAGAGCCUGAUUCCAAUACACAUCUGUUUGUAAUCAAGUGAGUUAGAGAAAUCAGGUUGUUUUUUUUUUUUUUUCCGUUCUGGACAGGAGGCUAAAUUUCUUCCCUAAGAUUUCAGGAUGCAUCCCUCCAAAACUGAGAAUCCUCUACCAGGUGGUUUCAGGAUCUUCCCUGAUGCAAGAGCGAUGGCUAGUAUUGCAUCAAGGGUCACCGCAGUUGAGUCUUUUAUCGAAGUAUGUGCUUUUAUCGCAGUGUCCUGCCAUCUGGCAAUGAAAAUGGAGUGGAUGCCGCCUCAACCUUUUAGAGUGUCUGCACUGUAUUUUAACUGGGAAGUUACAUGCAUUUUCUCUACUUAAUACUUUAAAAAGCCUCUUGGGUACUGAGAGAGGCUUGUAAGUACAGCUGCCUGUGACCUACUCUGGAACGGGAACUUCGCAUUGAGAAAUCCCACUUUAUUUAAUGGCAGCCUUGUUAGAAUCAUGUGUUGUUUAGCAGUGUCCUUCCAAAGGGACCUGACAAGCUGUUGAGCCAAAAAAAAAAAAAAAAGGCUGUACUACCCUGACAAGGCUUGGAAUGAGAGAGUCAAAUGCCCUGUGGGCUGCUGGCCUUAAUGAGCCUCGAAGCCAUGGGGAAACCUGGGAGUCGUUACCCUUGUAUUCUGAUCCUUUCUCUGGGAUGAGAUCAUAAGUUGUUUGUUUGUUUGUUUGUUUGUUUUAAUGUAUUAUGUAUAUAUGGGUGUGUGUGUGAAGUGUGUGUAUGUGUGUACACAUGGGUGAAGCAGAGUGUGUGUCGCUGCUUUCUACAAGAGCUUGCUGAUUGAGCUGGAUAGCCAGUUGUCUUGGGGAAUCUCAUCUCUGCCUCCCAUCUCUCCAGCACUGGGACUCUAGGCAGGCCGCCAUACUCAUUGUGCCAUCUCCCCAGGCCAGGAACCUUGAGCUUUAUUGGCCUGAAUUUGUAUGGUCUUCAGUAUGUGAGCAGGAGCUUUAAAAGUCACAGGUCCGUGGGUCUGUCUGUUCAUCAUGGAGUGCUGCUGGUCCUAAGGCUUCGUUCGGUCCUUGGUGGUUCAUUCCCAAGACAGACCCUGAACUGAUGGAGUGGAAGGUUUCCCUAAUGAGCUACUGCGAUUUCCUUAGCAGAUCAGCUUGAUUCUGGUUUGAUCUUUGGCUACGAGUGUCAGUCAACAGCGAGCGCAGAUCAGCCAUCGGAGCCUCUCCAGCCAGCACUGCGCACUCUCCCUCUGCUCCCUGCUCUUCCUUGGUCUUGGCCACAUCACUGGGCUGCCUUUCAGACCUCAGCUUCACCUAGAAUAUCUCAGCAUCAUGUCAUGUAGAGGAUGUAUUGCUGGGCUGCAAUGGGGAUUGGCUGGAAAAGAGCGGCCAUAUGACCUAUGUUGGCUGUCACUGUGCCAUUGAUGAAUUCUGACAUGUACACCCUAUCGAGAUAAUAGAGAACUUAACAGGUCCAUCUAGAAAGUUUCUUGCUGGCCUUGUGUGGUGUGGCCCGUGUCCUUUACCACCUCCAUGUUUACCACAGGCAGCCAAUAGGUAUUUUGUUUAUUUGUUUGGUUGGCUGGUUGGUUGGUAUAGUUGAUCCCCCCGCCCCCCGCCCCCAACAAGUCUUACUUAUUCUAGAAUUUUCCAUAUAAUACUUCAUCUGUGUGUUAUAUGUAACACACACACACACCACACCACACAGUAUGAUGUAUGUUGGCACCGUGUAUACUCAUUUUGCCUGAAGCUCUUUUACCUUUAAUCGAUAGACCUUUUCAAGUUGUAAAACAUGUGGUGGCACAUGUCUGUAAUUAUAGUAGCUUGGAUGCCGUGGUAGGUGGGAUCACUAUGUAGUCACAGGCUAAGCUAUGAUACCAGGACCCUGUCUCAAAAAACAAAUGAAAAAAAAAAAAAAAAACAGGUGUUUUGUAAGCCACUUAAUGAACUCUGGCUUUCUGCUUGGCUGGAUUUGGGGAUCAAGUCCAGGAUUCUGCCCUUAUCAAGAUGGUUUGCACUCUUUUUCUGUUGGAAGUGAGGUGUGGAGUCCCUAGGUGAGGGCACUCACCUUUCUGCUUACUCAACAUGAUUGGUUCUUCAGCUCUCUCUCUCUCUCUCUUUUUUUCCUGCUGCCUCUUCCCAUCAAAAUGCUAGGCUCCCAAAAAGUGCAGCCUGAGGCAGCAGGAGGGUCUGUAUGGGGCUGUUAGUUUCUGAGGGACGGUUUUGUAGAGUUGCAGGAUGUCCUUGAAUGGAUUCCAUCUUACUGAUUUGUGGCCUCCUUCCACCAACCACCUUGAGGACUUACCACUGGAUGCUAGGUGGCUGUGCUCAGGCCUGUGGUCUCCAAACUAAGGAGGUAUUCUGAUGUAUAUAUUCUGUGAUAUAUUCUGAUAUGAAUGUCACCUGUUCCCUGUGCCACUCCCCCUAGCAUUGCCACCGGGCUUAUGUCGGGAUGGUGGCAGUGAGGUCCUUUGUCACCAGGAACUUAUCUAGGUUUGCAUUUUUUGCAAUUUUUGGCUCAUGUCUGAGACCUCUUUAAAAAGAAGCACAGUAUUGAAGGAAGGGGUGUGGUGAGGAGCCCUGUCUAGGGUCAUUUGAUUCCAAGUAGGAUUUGAAAACUAUAACUAGUUCAGUUGAUGUUUCCAUUUUGUUCCAAAGAGCUAGGUGUCCGAGCUGUUGCUACCUGGGAGGGAAUUGAGGCCUGGUGCGACGGCCCAGUCUUAACAGCAGGUUAUAGCAUGCAUUGCUGGCUUGAGGAAAAAGGUCAGAUUUCUGCAUUCCAAAUGCAGCUUCCAUUGAAUGUGCGCCACGCAUGCCAUGGUAAGGUCAAACCAGCAUAAGAGCAUAUGCUUAUUUGCUAUGUGUGGAUAUUAGAUACAUCUGACCCAGGGGCUGAGAGCAAGGCCCAGUAUUGGAAUGCUGGUACCUGGGAGAGGAGGUGGUAACGAAUGCAGCAUCCUUUCUAGGGAAGUAUGAAGGGUGAGGCUUGAGGAUGGGGUUGAUGGGCCUGGCCCCGCCCUGCCCCGCCCUGCCCUGCAUCCCGGCUCAUCCUCAGCUCUCUGUGCAGUUGUGGAUGCACCAAAUGCCAGAUUUCAGAAUGGUGUUAGCAAGUUCUAGUCCUCUGCACCGGGAGGGCCUUGCCACCCUGGAAAGGAAAUCUGCCAGAAUUCUAAAGAGAACAGGUCCUUGGACUCUCUCGCUGGAUUUCUUCAAGCCUCAGUGACUGGAAUCGGCUAUCGCUGUAGUAAGAAUUUUGGUGGUAGUUGCUCCUGCUCUUUCCUGCCUCCUUGCCCUCCCUCCUGCUUUGACCUUCAUUCACAACUUUUUGUAGUUUUAGGUGAGUCUUAUUAUGUAGUCCAUACCAAUCCUCUUGUCUUGCCUCAGUCUCCCCCCUGAGCCACUACUUACUGACAGCCAGAUCCUGUGGUGAUGGCUUGGAGCUUGUAAGUGCUUAGUUCCCAUUCAGGAUUGAUGAGUGACAUUCUCCCUUGGCUGUACCUGAGCACCACAGAGAAGUGUGCUCCGCCCCCUUCACACUCCUCUACAUGAUUGGCUGUCUUGAAGUUUCCCAGUCCUACUGGCUCCACCUUAGUGCUGCAGCUAUCUGCCUCUUGGUGGGGGAAUGGGUGGAUUCCUUGUGUUAUUUCAGAUACUCUGCCCCAAUAGUUCACGUCAUCUUGGACAUUCGGUUGCUCAAUUCACGCUCUUCCUUAAAGCUUGGAUGAAACACUAAGGGAUGGGAGUGGCUGAACUGCGUGGUUCCCACCAGUCUUUCAUUUUAUCGCCAAACUCUUAUCUUUCCCUUUCCUCUCUUGUGGCCCAAGCUAAUUAGGAUGUUGGUCCUUGCUGUGAUAUAUGCUGCACGCUUUGUAUGUGACAUGCUUGUCACCUGUGUUUAACUAACUUGAAGUCAUCUGAUCUGUUUUUACCCCCUGAGCACUUACUGUGAGCCAGGUGCUAUGCUAGAGUUGCAGCGGGACUGUUGCUGUUUAUGGAAAUGUCUCUUCCUAUCCCAGGUUAGAGAGAUGGAACAGUGGGCUCUUUUGAGUUCCCCAAACGCUUGAUGCCGACAAGAGGAAGAAGGCUGGGACAUAAGGAUUAUUUGUCUCUAAGCAUUUUAGAGAAAAAAGAUAUAGCUGUGCUGGGUUUAAAUAUAGCAGUGUUUGCUACCGGGAUGGUGAAUAAGCAAUUGAAUAUGUAGGUCAUUGACUUAUGAGAAUGAGCUGGGAGUUUUUCUUGCAUUUGAUUAACACUGUCUUACAAUGGGCCAUCAACGCUAUGCCAAAAGUGGGUUACACAGAGUUCAGUGAGGCAUCUGGAUUGGGCAUGAGCCAGAUUCAGCAGAGGACACCUUUGCCCUCAUAAGGUAUGAGGAGUGGGUUUGGUGUCCAGCCCUGUGGUGUGCAGUCAACUGCUGUCGCACUUACUGGCUCUUCCCCGAACCGAGAGAGCUGUCCUGGGGAGGGACACCUCUGCGGGGCUUCCAAGCACAUCUACCAUAGAAGCCCAUCCACUCAGAGAGAGGGGGAAAGGGCGCUACUUAAGUCGGGAUAAAUGCCAGCGGUGUAUUUUAAUACAGUCUUGAUUCAGAGCGCACUGUUUGGAAUUGCAUAUUUAAAAGGAAACUGCCAUCUCCUUUUGAAGGUAUGUGACAUUUAAAAGAUCUGUAGCAGAAGAUUGGUUUGACAGCUUCGAAUUAUAUUUGAAAGAGUUUUUCUUGUUUAAAAAAAAAGAAAAUGAUUACUUCUAUUUUAAAUGUCAUCACAAAGACAUAAACAUGUUUAAUCAAAUUAUAUAUUUAAUUUAUGUAGAAUGUAAUUUUUAUUCAUGUGGAAGAUUCAUGGGUGGUCCCUUCCCCCCCCCCCCCCCCACGAGAAGCAGCUUUGGAGCCAAGUGAUGCUGGUGUUUGAAAAUGGCUCACUUCUUCAAGAAAACGGCCAUUUAAGGUUUCAUAAAAAUCUAGGGGUGGGGGAGCAGUAUUAGCAUUGAAAUCUUUUUUUUCACCCGCACACUGUACGUCACUGAGCAUUUUGGGGGGAGAGGUAUUUUUUCAUGAUUGUUGCCUGGUGAUAGUAAGGAUAAACUCUGGGGUGAAUUGAGAAAAGUGCAAGCCCGGAGACAAUGAAGGCGGAAAUAGCAAGGACGCUCCUGUAAUUUUCUUCUUUUGGAGUCUUUGAAUCAGCAGGGAGUUACUGUGAGUGCUAGCCGCAGAGCCAGCACUCCACUCCUUAAAAGGGAGGGUGUGGGAGGACAGACCCAGUGCUAGGAAAAGACCUUUUGCCUGAUGUAAAAGGCUGGCACAGAGGCUGAGGCAGGCCACCGACUGGGUCCCAGAGCUUCCUGAGGAACAGGGGCAUAACCGUGGGUCUGCUCUGGGCCAGGCAGCUCGGCCGACCCUGGCGAUCUGUUGGAACACUCCAGUUCCAGAACUGUUUUUGAGUGAGCUGGGCAUUGGAAGCCAGCCAGCCCAGUGUGUAUACACAUGGUGGCUGGGACCGUUGUAGCCUGUUUCCAGCCUGCUGUCUGUAGUUUCGAUUCACCCAGGCUGGAUCAGGGAGUUCUGAUCCCAAGCUGCCCACUUUCCCAGCUGCCCCAGGGCUCUUUUUUUUUUUCUCUCUCACCCUAGGCCCCAGAUCAGAAGCCUUCUGUCAGAUGUGGCUUGGGGAUAACUGGGAUUGUAGCAUCUGGAAGAAAACAAGCCAGACAGAAUUUCUUAGAACUACGGGCUCCAGUGGAAGGUCAGAGUUCAGGGAGCGGUGUGUUCUUAUGGGCUAGGUGCCAGAAGGCAGGGACCCGAGACCAGUGCCUGUUCUUGCCAACAGGACCCGGCCUUUUCUCCUGUGUCUGCCUCUCAUUUGAACCAUCAGAGAAGUGGGAUUACCCUUCAUGUUACCUCUCUGACUUUAUUUACUUGGCUUCUGGGAAUGGAAACUUAGGUCCUUACAUAUGGGAGGCAGCUUUUUUUUUUUUUUUUUACCCACUGAACCACUUCUCCAACCUCUUAUCUUGCUAGAUGCACAUAGAGAUGUAGCAGAAGUAAUAGAUGCAGUGAGAUGUCAAAUGACUUCCUCCCUCUUCUCUCUCCCCAUCAGUAACAGUAAGUAACAUUGGCUGGAUGUAGGCAUCAAGAUGAUCCUCAGUGGGGCAUUCAUGCAGCCUUGCGUGCAUGCUAUCAGUCUAAGGAAACCUGGACAUCUUCAAGGGCCCUGCACACCAUGUCCCAUUUCUCAGGUGCCCAGUGGGGCUUGUGUCACCAUGAUUUGGUUAAGAAAAGCCCAUAGCUUUGUCAGUUUUCUUCCUUGUAUUGUGUAGAGCAGAGUAACUAGUAAGAAACAGAUCCUGUCCAAAGGACUAAUAGAUGUCAACAUUGUUAGCAGCAGUUAUGUCCUGAGACUAGCAAGGGGUGUUCACUUGAUGCACAUGUCCAGCAGGGUCUGUGUGGGCCUGCUUUUUCAAGUAGAAGCUCCACAGCCCUCUGGCUGUGACACAUUUCAGCGAGAACUGUAAAAACUGCAAGUUCUGGGAACCUUAAUUCCACAUAAAAUAUUUGAGUGCUGUUUGGUUUUUUUGUUUUGUUUUUGUUUUGAGACAGGGUUUCUCUCUAUAGCCCAGGCUGUCCUGGUACUCAUUUGUAGACCAGGCUAGCCUCGAACUCAGAAAUCCGCCUGCCUCUGCCUCCCGAGUGCUGGGAUUAAAGGCAUGCGCCACCACCACCCCUCUUGCUUGUUUGAUUUUUGAGACCCUAUAUAUGAAUUGUUAAGGCUACCCCUGAACUUGCUGUUUGUUUAGCUCAGGCUGGUCUUUUUUUCGAUCUCUGUAGCCCUCUCUCUACGCCUCCCAAGUGUUUGGAUUGCAGGAGUGUAUCACCAUACCUGGCUCAAGCUGGUUUUAAGACAUAUAUGCCUUGCCACAUUGUAUGAAGGGGGAUACCAUUUAGCAUUUACAAAUUACUGUCCUCAUGGAUGCAACGUUCCAAGGCUGUCUCUCUCUCCCUGUCUCAGAGAUAAUUGGCCACUUUAAUUCUGACUUCUGAAUUGGGAUUCCCUGGAGGGGACAGGUAUCAUUUUGUAGUAGCUUGAACUCUGAAGGACACUCCACUUUCAUAUACCUACUUGUACUGUAGCUAUUUUAAGGACUCACGCCCCAAGUCAGGGUCUGGGUGGCUGGAAAACCAGACAGAAGUAGCCUAGGGAGCACCCUGCUUCUGUCCCCAGCUUCAGCUCUGUCCCCGUUGUCCUGGGAACUUGCAGUGUUUUCUUGAUGUCAGGAAACACAUGCUCCGAGCAGAACAUGGCCACAUACAGGGCAGUGGGAAGAAAGCGAACAAAUAACUGUUCCAUUAUAUAUUUUAGGGAAUCACUUUCAACUGUAGCAUGAAGAGAUAACACUUUUUUUUUGUCUCAUGCAUAUAUGUAUAUAUUAAGAUUAAAUUCAUUCACUAGAGAAUAUUUUUAAAUAAAAAAUCUGCAUAUGUUUUAUAUUUCAUUUCCCAUUUGACCUAUAGAUAUUCUUAUAUUUUUACAUAUUUUGGAAUGCUUGAAAUCUGUAUCUCUCAUCACACCAAACUAUAUGUAUGGCCUCUCACAUAAUAUAUGGUAUAUAUAGGUAACACAAUAUUCCUAAUGUUACCAAACCUCUCACGUAGUGACUUUUUACUUUUCUGUAAAUAUUGACCACUUGUCUCAGACUAGGGAAAAUAUGCCAAAGUUGAUUUUUCUUUUUUUUAAAGAUUUAUUUAUUUGAUGUAUGUGAGUACACUGUAGCUGUACAGAUGGUUGUGAGCCUUCAUGUGGUUGUUGGGAAUUAAAUUUUAGGACCUCUGCUUGCUCCAGUCAGCCCUGUUCACUCAGUCCCUUCUUGCUCCUUGCUCCGUCCCAGAGAUUUAUUUAUUAUUAUUAUAUAAGUACACUGUAGCUGUCUUCUGAUGCACCAGAAGAGGGCGUCGGACCUCAUUACAGGUGGUUGUGAGCCACCAUGUGGUUGCUGGGAUUUGAACUCAGGACCUUCGGAGUUACCCACUGAGCCAUCUUGCUAGCCAAAGUUUCAAAGAAGGCUCCUAGAGCUAGAUGAUCAAUGCUUCCUCCAGUGGCUCUGUGAGAACUCUGCCCUGUAGAUUCUUCAUGCUCCCAUCAUGCCUCCCCCUGACCUUCAGCCUUACGCUGAAGAUGGAACCUGAAGUGUCUAGGUUCUAUCUUGUUAUAGUGACAGUCUGUGUCCCAAAUGUCUGGCCACACCUCUCUGGACUCCACUCAAUGCCCCUUGUCCUUUGUUCAGCUGAGUAUUGGUAGCUGCCUGGUGCUUAGGCUCUCAGGGAGCAUCUCACUGUCAUGGGGAGAGGGAUGCCUAGCUGGUGCUAGUUCAACCUGGGCUUCCUCUUGUAUCUACUUCUUCCCUGCCUGUUCCCGAAUCUCUCAAACAGUAGCGUGGUCCUCAGUGGUCAUUUUGACCUGGGUACUGUUUGGGAUGCUGGGCCCGAGGUGAGACUCCGUUAGGUGAUGUUUGGGCAGAGGUUGAAAGGUGCCCUAGUGAGUUUUGGCUGAAGAUUUUGGCGGUCAGACAUCUUUGAGCUAGGUUGGAUUUCAGGGACUCCUGAUCUGCUGACAGGCAUUCCUCAUGUCCCUGUUUUAAGAGAAGAUGGUUAGUCUGUAGUCCUUCAAGUUCCUAUAGACACUGCCUCACACCCCAUCCUGGGGAGCCCGUGGUCAGGCUGAUCACAGCAGCUGCCUUCUCUUUCCUGGCUAGCUGGGCAGGUUUGGGUGUGGUGACUCAUGUUGAGGUCACAAAAUGACAUCGGUGUGUGGGUUGUUGAUGUUCAUGGGUCCAACUUUUCAUUCCAACUUGGCCUCAAGCAGCUUUGCUUAGCAGAUCCCGAUAAUCAAGGGGCAUUCCUUGUUUCCAGUGACUGCCAAGACUCCCCACCUGCUAUGCCAUCCCCUUUCCCCUCCCCCUCCUUCUAGGAGCCAGUGAGGUAGGGAUGCUCUUGUCACCCAAUGUCCCCUCAAGUCUCCCAGGACUGUGCUUCCUGUCACCUAGUAGUCUGUGGAGACCCAGCCAAGGCUUGGGCACUUGAAUGGCUAUGUCUGUAUCCGCGCUGGGACACUGUCUAUUUUACUGUCCUAACGUAUGGGGCUUCCAAGGCUUGCUUACAGUUGUCACUGGUUGUCCUAUUUGAAGACACGAGUUCCCCAAGCUACAGAUAGACAUUGAGGCUUUUCACAUUCUUACAACCUAAAGCCAGCCGGACAUGUUUCCUGUUCCUCAGUUUGCUGAAUUCCACAAAACCUGGAUAUGUAAAGUCCUGCCCAAAGGAUGCUUUCUUCCUUGCCAUUGGCACUCUUGAGCCUCCCAGGUAAGGAUAGGUUGUCCUCAAGUGUGGUGAUACCCACCUUGCUAUGAAGGACACCAGAAGAAUUAGUUUACAGGAUCAUUUUCAUCCUCCAUGAAGGAAAUUGUUUCCAAGUUAGUUAAUGUGGCUUAUUUAUUAUAAAGGCAGUGGUUAAUAGAAUUGAGAACCUGCCUGCUCAAAAGUGACAGCAUCCCAGACCUGCCCAGAUGGCACCAUGCUGGUGCAUGCUCUGUGUGUCUGAUAGGGGCUGCUUAAUUCUGCCCUGCAGUGGAUGGUUGUAUAAAUUGCUUUUCCCCGUGGAACAACCCAAACACAUUGCUUCAUGCCCGAUAGGUCAGGCCUUCCUGGAGUAGGCUUGUACUUAGACCAGGCACAUGAUACUCAAAGUGGUGAUUCAGGAGCCAUGAUGCCCCAGGACCUGGAUCGCCCCGGGGCCCAGAAAGUUGAGCUCAGUGGAAGAGAUUGCACCCCUUCAGCUGCUGGCCCUUGAACCCCACUUAUUUCUGGAUGUCCUGUCUGAUUCUUAGUCCCCACGUGCCUGCACAUCCAUCGCUUUCUGCUUACUGGGCUGGUGCGAAUCCCCAUGGCGCCUACUGUUCCGUUCAUGUCUGCAGCUCAGUGCGCUAUCUCUGACCCCGAGUGGAAGAGGGGAAAGGUGAGGGUUAGUGGGCCUGGCUGCCCCUCCCUUGCUGAGGCAGGAAAGGUUGCCAGGCAAGCCUGUACUGAGGCUGCUUAGGAUCCUGUGGUUCCUGCUUUAGGAACGGCGGUGAUCUUAAUCGGCUAAGUCAUUUCUGUGUCUGGCUGUAUACUCCUGGAAGUUCUUAGAGAAACCUGCCAAGACAAUUUCCCCUGGUACAUCCUCAGGGCACCACUCAAGGCUGCACUGUCAGCAAGUAUCUGCUGAGACAAGUGUGUGAAUUCAUAGGUGCUCUGUAGCUCCACUCUUUUUGUAAGUGCUUCUUCCAACCCUCUAGUAACAGUGGGUACCUGCCUGAAAGGUUCUGACAGUCUUCCAAGCCUUUUAAUGUUUUUAAUCCACUAAAUAAGCUGGCAUCCUAGGCUCAGGCUGAAGGCUACAGGCUCUGUCGAAUCUCCAGCUUGAAAUUCCACCAGGUAUGGAUGGCCACCUCCGUGAAGCCCUCUUGGAGGUGCAAUUGUGUUCCCUCCUCACUAUGUAUGUAUGGGCUGUCAACUAGACAGCCUGUGCCACACCUACUAAGACCAGGCAGGGGAAGAGUGUUUCUCUUUUCCUCCGAUCUGGCUCUUGAUUGAGAAACACUAGACUGAUCAUACUUCAUCCACUUCUGAGAGGGCCAGUUUUGUCAAGUGGCUAUGUUAUUUCUUUAUGCUUCAGGAGUUUCUUUCUUUCUUUCUUUUUUCUUUUUGAGACAGUCUUAUGCUGUAUCAGAGAUCUACCUGCCUCAGUAUCCUAAAUGCUGGCUGGGAUUAAAAGUGUUUGUUUACCAUUACACCUGGAAAUUCACACACACGCACGCGCACACACACGUUUACAUAUAUAGUGUGUGUGUAUGAGAGAGACAGAGACGUAAACAUUUUGUAUUCUACCAAGCGAAUAAUUGAAAAUGGGAAGAGUUUCUCUGGCACACCAGGCAGGACAAGCCAUACUACACGGAGAUGAGCUGUUUUGAUCAUUAAUACUUGAUCCCCUCCUGUGCUCAGAGACUAAAGAAUCUUGAACACUGACUAAAGAGGAGGGAAGGUGUUAGAGGAGAUAACCCACGAGUAUAGGAGGAGAGCGAGGUGUAGGUAACUAGUGCUGCCACCGCAGGAGGAGGAUGGUCCUUUGGAUGGAGGCUCUAGACCUUUCAAAGCUGUGCAUGUCCUUCUGUUCCUGACACUCAAGAGACUAGAAUGACUACAUUAUCCUACCAUACUUGGGAUACUGGGUGCUUGGUUUGUAAGAUAGUGGUGAUACAGUGGGCAGUGAACUGCUUCUUUGCCUGUUAGCCCGGCCUCCUUGUUUUAAAUGAGGAAUGCUUUGUUAGCGACCUAGAGCAUCUUCAGAUGCUAGGAGUGGAUAGGACUGAGCAUCUUGCUGCAUGCCUUUACCCUAGCAUCCCUGAGGUAGACAGUCCCUUCCUGACCCCCGCAUUGUUAUGGUGGGGGACAUCAUGGCUGGCUGAGGGGCUCGUUAGUGACUUUAUGGCUUUUGUUAGAGUGUGGUGGUUUUUUUUAUUUGUGGUGAUACUGACCAGGUUAACUGGUGAGUUUGCGGGGAGAGGGCAGACAGGUUAAGAUUGUCGGCAAGGGUUCAUGUCUGUAAAGUGUGGCUUUCCCCUUUCUAGCAGGAGGGUGUUUUCCGUGUGUGAGCACUGUAGUUGCAUAGCAACCCCCACUGGUGGAAUUCCAUCUUCAUGGAAAAGCCACAGAGAAAGACACCUGGCCAUUCUUCCAGGCCAGAUGUUGGCUUUUUCCUCUCAUCCACAGGACUGGCUUCAGUACCCUGCCCCUGCUGCUGCUCUGCCUGCUUGAGCAGCAAGCAGGUCAGGUGCCUGCGAUGCUACCAUGUAUUUCCCCCUGCUCUACCUGGGUAAAAUGAAUGGCUUCAUCACUGUAAAUGGUUGCAAGCCGACAAAGCUGCACCUCCUGAAAAAGACGGACAGCCCAUCGCGUGAGCUGUAGAGUUUGUGGACGCAUUUCUAUCGGUAUCCGCCCCCAGAUCAUGAACGGCCCCCUGCACCCCCGCCCCCUGGUGGCACUGCUGGAUGGCAGAGACUGCACUGUGGAGAUGCCCAUCCUGAAGGACCUGGCCACUGUGGCCUUCUGUGAUGCACAGUCCACUCAGGAAAUCCAUGAGAAGGUGUUGAAUGAGGCUGUGGGUGCCAUGAUGUACCACACCAUCACCCUCACCAGGGAAGACCUGGAGAAGUUCAAGGCCCUGAGAGUGAUCGUGCGAAUCGGUAGUGGCUACGACAACGUGGACAUCAAGGCUGCUGGCGAGCUCGGGAUCGCUGUGUGCAACAUCCCAUCUGCUGCAGUGGAGGAGACAGCAGAUUCGACAGUCUGCCACAUUCUCAAUCUGUAUCGGCGGAACACAUGGCUCUACCAGGCCCUCCGAGAAGGCACUCGAGUACAGAGUGUGGAACAGAUCCGUGAGGUCGCCUCAGGAGCUGCUCGGAUCCGAGGGGAAACACUGGGCCUCAUUGGCUUUGGUCGCACAGGGCAGGCAGUUGCUGUUCGAGCCAAGGCCUUUGGAUUCAGCGUCAUAUUUUAUGACCCCUACUUACAGGAUGGGAUAGAACGAUCUCUGGGCGUGCAAAGGGUCUACACCCUGCAGGACUUGCUAUAUCAGAGCGACUGCGUCUCCUUGCACUGCAACCUGAACGAGCACAACCAUCACCUCAUCAAUGACUUCACUAUCAAGCAGAUGAGGCAAGGUGCAUUCCUUGUGAAUGCAGCCCGAGGUGGCCUGGUGGAUGAGAAAGCCUUAGCUCAGGCCCUCAAGGAGGGCAGGAUACGAGGAGCUGCCCUGGAUGUGCACGAGUCUGAGCCCUUCAGCUUCGCCCAGGGCCCAUUGAAGGAUGCUCCAAAUCUCAUCUGCACACCACACACAGCCUGGUACAGUGAACAAGCAUCACUAGAGAUGAGGGAAGCAGCAGCCACUGAGAUCCGCCGAGCAAUCACAGGUCGCAUCCCAGAAAGCUUACGAAACUGUGUCAACAAAGAAUUCUUCGUGACUUCAGCUCCUUGGUCAGUCAUUGACCAGCAAGCAAUUCACCCCGAGCUCAAUGGUGCCACAUACAGGUAUCCACCCGGCAUUGUAGGUGUGGCUCCAGGAGGGCUUCCUCCAGCGAUGGAAGGGAUCAUCCCUGGGGGCAUCCCCGUGACUCACAACCUCCCCACAGUGGCACACCCCUCCCAAGCUCCUUCCCCCAACCAGCCCACAAAACACGGGGACAAUCGAGAGCACCCCAACGAGCAAUAGCAGAGAAUGCCUGAAGCUAAUCCGAUAAACUUGGGACCAAGAGACAGUAGAAAACGGAUGAAUUUGAUGGUCUUUUAAACUGAUCCUGGACAUCACUGAUACUGCAGUGUUAAAGCUACAAAAGCUAGAAAACUGAAGAUGGUAUCUGCUUCCAGAGGUGUGGGAAGACUAGGACGUGAUUAUUAACGACCAACUUCUGUUAUUGUGUGUUAAGUUUUUCAUCUGUGCAUCAAAUCACAAAGAAUAAAUAGAGCUUUUCCUUUAUCAAUCCCCUGGGCACAGCAGGUCCUGCAGAGCUUGCUCUAGAAUGUUGCAUCAAGAGCUCCGAAUAUCAAUAAAAAGUUGAGAGGAAAUCCCCAUCAAGACUAGUCCCUUUGGUCUCCAGGGGCUGGUGCCUCUGCUGAUAGGAAGAUUAAAAUUAAGCCAAGAUGGGGAGGACAUUGUUUGCCUGUGUAGACAUCUCCACGCACAGGAUUGAAGAAGUAAAAGCUCCUAUACAGAAGGUUUCACAUCUGAGCAGCAGAGUCGGUUCAGUAAAACCCUCUGAUACAAAAAAAAAAAAAAAACAAAAAAACAAAAAAAAAAAAGGAAAAGAACAAAAGAAAAAAGUAUUAAGUUUCACAAGCUGUUUGUACUCAAAUCUAUUUUCUCAGUUUCAGAUCCUCAGCUAUUUUAUUGAGUGGAAAGUCUUGGACGAGAAGGGUUCAAGAAGAAUAAUGUUGCAUUUCCUUAUGUCUCAGGAAACACUUUUUAUGGUAACUUGUCAGAUUGUCUAUGAACAAACCCACUUUUUUAGACAUUGAUAAAUUCUUUUCUUCACGUGAUAUUUUAUACAAGAACACUUCAGAUGUGCUAUUAGAUGUGACUGAUUUUAACAAAUCCUAUUAGAUUUGUAUCAGCUAGUUACAUGUUCUAUUCAUAGUCUUUUGUGAAUCAUUGCCUUUUUGUUUUUAAAGAUGGCCUAUUUUGAGCCUUUGUAUAGGUACAUUCCUGUUUUUGUGACACAAAAGAAAAAAAAAACUUUAAACUGUCCCAAACAGAAAAAUAAUGGCUAUCAGAAAUGUUUUGUUUUAGUGUGAGUUAUCGUUACUGUAUUUGUUUAUUGUAAAGGUGGACAUUUUAGCAUUCAGUGCAGUUUUCAAUAAAGUAAUUAAAAUUUCUUUUAAGUCCUGA
This is a messenger RNA of Mus musculus (house mouse), 16938 nucleotides long. It is a transcript of the gene Ctbp2, whose product is annotated as C-terminal binding protein 2. Gene Ontology annotation, biological process: positive regulation of retinoic acid receptor signaling pathway; maintenance of presynaptic active zone structure. Lineage: Eukaryota; Metazoa; Chordata; Mammalia; Rodentia; Muridae. The record is from RefSeq and is a predicted model, not a curated record. Gene Ontology annotation, molecular function: oxidoreductase activity, acting on the CH-OH group of donors, NAD or NADP as acceptor; transcription corepressor activity; transcription coregulator binding. Gene Ontology annotation, cellular component: synapse; nucleus. Bases 14503 to 15765 code for a protein of 420 amino acids. The transcript has 10 exons.